Molecule: messenger RNA, 2653 nt
Organism: Fukomys damarensis (Damara mole-rat)
Lineage: Eukaryota; Metazoa; Chordata; Mammalia; Rodentia; Bathyergidae
Gene: Fubp1
Product: far upstream element binding protein 1
Exons: 22
Coding region: 95-2170 (691 amino acids)
Biological process (GO): regulation of DNA-templated transcription
Cellular component (GO): nucleus; cytoplasm
Molecular function (GO): mRNA binding
Source: RefSeq, a predicted model, not a curated record
UGAUAGAGCCUCGACGGCCGCCAUUUUCUUCCUUUCUUAGCAGUUAGCUGGAAGGAGAUCUCUGUGUAGCGGCGGCGGCUCCCGUAGUACAGCCAUGGCUGACUAUUCAACAGUGCCUCCUCCUUCCUCUGGCUCCGCUGGUGGUGGUGGCGGUGGCGGCGGCGGUGGAGGAGUUAACGAUGCUUUCAAAGAUGCGCUACAGAGAGCCCGGCAGAUUGCAGCAAAAAUUGGGGGUGAUGCUGGUACAUCAUUGAAUUCAAAUGACUAUGGUUAUGGGGGACAAAAAAGGCCUUUAGAAGAUGGAGAUGGCUCUUGGACAAGUCCGAGCAGUACAACACACUGGGAGGGAAUGCCCUCUCCUUUUAAAGAUCAACCAGAUGCUAAGAAGGUUGCUCCUCAAAAUGACUCUUUUGGAUCACAGUUACCACCAAUGCACCAGCAGCAGAGCAGAUCUGUGAUGACAGAAGAGUACAAAGUUCCAGAUGGAAUGGUUGGCUUUAUAAUUGGCAGAGGAGGUGAACAGAUCUCACGCAUUCAACAGGAAUCUGGAUGCAAAAUACAGAUCGCUCCUGACAGUGGUGGCCUUCCAGAACGGUCUUGCAUGUUAACUGGAACACCUGAAUCUGUCCAAUCAGCAAAACGGUUACUGGACCAGAUUGUUGAAAAGGGCAGACCAGCCCCUGGCUUUCAUCAUGGUGAUGGACCUGGAAAUGCAGUUCAAGAAAUCAUGAUUCCAGCUAGCAAGGCAGGAUUAGUUAUUGGAAAGGGGGGAGAGACUAUUAAACAACUGCAGGAACGGGCUGGAGUUAAAAUGGUUAUGAUUCAAGAUGGGCCUCAGAACACUGGUGCUGACAAACCUCUUAGGAUUACAGGAGACCCAUACAAAGUUCAACAAGCCAAGGAAAUGGUGUUAGAGUUAAUUCGUGAUCAAGGUGGUUUCAGAGAAGUUCGAAAUGAGUAUGGGUCAAGAAUAGGAGGAAAUGAAGGGAUAGAUGUCCCCAUUCCGAGAUUUGCUGUCGGCAUUGUAAUAGGAAGAAAUGGAGAGAUGAUCAAAAAAAUACAAAAUGAUGCUGGUGUUCGGAUUCAGUUUAAGCCAGAUGAUGGAACAACACCUGAUAGAAUAGCACAAAUAACUGGACCUCCAGAUCGAUGUCAACAUGCUGCAGAAAUUAUCACAGACCUUCUUCGAAGUGUUCAGGCUGGUAAUCCUGGUGGACCUGGACCUGGUGGUCGAGGAAGAGGUAGAGGUCAAGGCAGCUGGAACAUGGGACCACCGGGUGGACUACAGGAAUUUAAUUUCAUUGUGCCAACUGGGAAGACCGGAUUAAUAAUAGGAAAAGGAGGUGAGACCAUAAAAAGCAUAAGCCAACAGUCUGGUGCCAGAAUAGAACUUCAGAGAAAUCCUCCACCUAACGCAGAUCCUAACAUGAAGUUAUUUACAAUUCGUGGUACUCCACAGCAAAUAGACUAUGCUCGGCAACUCAUAGAGGAAAAGAUUGGUGGCCCAGUAAAUCCUUUAGGGCCACCUGUACCCCAUGGGCCCCAUGGUGUCCCGGGCCCCCAUGGGCCUCCUGGGCCUCCAGGGCCUGGCACUCCAAUGGGACCUUAUAAUCCUGCACCUUACAAUCCAGGACCACCUGGCCCAGCUCCUCAUGGUCCUCCAGCCCCAUAUGCUCCCCAAGGAUGGGGGAAUGCAUAUCCGCAUUGGCAGCAGCAGGCUCCUCCUGAUCCAGCCAAGGCAGGAACGGAUCCAAAUUCAGCAGCGUGGGCUGCUUAUUAUGCUCACUAUUAUCAACAACAAGCACAGCCACCACCUGCAGCUCCUACAGGCGCACCAACUGCAACCCAGACGAAUGGACAAGGUAACUAUGGAGAUCAACAGAAUCCAGCUCCAGCUGGACAGGUUGAUUAUACCAAGGCCUGGGAAGAAUACUACAAGAAAAUGGGUCAAGCAGUUCCUGCUCCUGCCGGUGCACCCCCCGGUGGCCAGCCUGAUUACAGCGCAGCCUGGGCUGAGUACUAUAGACAGCAGGCUGCCUACUAUGCUCAAACAAGUCCACAGGGCAUGCCGCAGCACCCACCAGCACCUCAGUGCCUUCCCAGACCUUCCACCUUAGGUUCUGCUGCAAAAAGCAACAGUGCUGAAGAUGCUGCAAGCACCAAAUCAUAGCUCAUAAAAUCAGGUCCUGAGAUAGUUACCCAUAAAGAGGAAUCCUUUGAGUGUAUGCCAUUGGUGAUCCGAUGAGCAUGGACCAUAGAGGGCUCAUGUAGAAGGUAAAAUUGGCAAGUCAUCAUUGAGAAAUAUGAAAUGUAUUCCCAUACAUAAUAUGGUAUAGGGUGUGAUGUACCUGCUUUUGAUCACUUUUCCUUUUAAAGUGCUAUUCAGUUGAAUUUUAAUGUUCCAUGAACUGUUAAAUUUCUUAAGAUAUAGUUACUGCACCACAUUUAUAUGUUUUGUGUGUUUUGAUGAUCAAUGCUAGGUAUGUUAAAAUUGGCAGUACUAAAAGGGCUCUUUGAACCUUAAGAGCCUGUGGAGUUCUGAUUAGUUGUAGUUUGCAUUUUUAUGAAAGAAUAUAGAUAAAUGCUAAUAGGUAUUUGGGCACUAUUUAUAUCUCCUGAGAUUUUUUUAGUUUGUUACCUUCACUGGUACUAC